AUGUCAGUACCAAACCCAGGUCCAGUUACCCCCAAUCAUGUUCUGUGGUAUAUUCCAAACCAGAUAGGAUACAUGCGUGUCAUUACCAUGGUUAUAUCGUUAAUUACAAUGAGUAAACAUCCUGUAUACACCACUGUUAUCUAUGGUAUAUCAUGUCUUUUGGAUGCCCUCGAUGGUACAAUGGCCCGUAAAUACAACCAAGUCAGUCGUUUGGGAGCAGUAUUGGAUAUGGUCACCGACAGAUCGACUACUACCUGUUUGAUCUGUUAUCUAAGUGUAAUGUACCCAAAAUGGUGUGCAGUAUUUCAAAUCUUAGUGGCAUUAGAUAUAUCAUCCCACUACAUGCACAUGUAUGCAAGUUUAACAGGUGGUAAUACAUCACAUAAACAAGUGGGUCGUGAAUCUUCAAGAUUAUUACAUUGGUAUUAUACAAGAAGAGAUGUUCUUUUCACAAUUUGCGCCUUUAACGAAUUGUUUUACGUCGGGUUGUAUCUAUACGGUUUUGAAAGGUUCAAUCGCUUUGGAUUCUGGGUCAUUGUAAUUUGCUUACCAGGUUACAUCUUUAAACAAGUAUCCAACGUAAUUCAAUUGAAUAGAGCUGCUCUCAUCUUAGCGUCUCUGGAUGCCAAGGAUGCCAAUAAGAGAUCCACGUGA
This is a messenger RNA of Zygosaccharomyces rouxii, 654 nucleotides long. It is a transcript of the gene PIS1, whose product is annotated as CDP-diacylglycerol--inositol 3-phosphatidyltransferase. The coding region runs from base 1 to 654 and encodes 217 amino acids. Gene Ontology annotation, cellular component: Golgi apparatus; membrane. NCBI's taxonomy places the organism in Eukaryota, Fungi, Ascomycota, Saccharomycetes, Saccharomycetales, Saccharomycetaceae. The record is from RefSeq and is a predicted model, not a curated record. Gene Ontology annotation, molecular function: CDP-diacylglycerol-inositol 3-phosphatidyltransferase activity. Gene Ontology annotation, biological process: phosphatidylinositol biosynthetic process. The transcript has a single exon.